This is a messenger RNA of Stomoxys calcitrans (stable fly), 1325 nucleotides long. RefSeq names its product HSPB1-associated protein 1 (gene HSPBAP1). The record is from RefSeq and is a predicted model, not a curated record. The transcript has 3 exons. NCBI's taxonomy places the organism in Eukaryota, Metazoa, Arthropoda, Insecta, Diptera, Muscidae. Gene Ontology annotation, molecular function: 2-oxoglutarate-dependent dioxygenase activity. The coding region runs from base 48 to 1271 and encodes 407 amino acids.
CAGGUUUUAAAGAUUGUUUUUAUUCAGAUUUUAAUAAAUAGUGUUCGAUGGGUUCCGAAAAUAUUACACCCUUUCAACUAAGAGAAAUUAUACUUAACGCAAGGAAACCUUUGAUACUGAAAAAGUUCAACUGUCAAUGGUCAUGCUUCAAAGAUGGGCUUAGUAAGUGGUGCGCCAAGUAUGAUAGUUACAGCAAAGAGAAGCCGCAAUUCGAAAAGAUGCCCGUUAAAAACGAAUUGAACGAACCUCAGUGGGAGCGGAAACGUACAAUGGAAAGAAUGUCUGCCAUGGAAUUUUUAAAUUUGUACAGCAAUAACGAAGACUGCAGCACCUGGUCUGGAUUGAAUUACAAGCGUAGAAAUGAGCUUCCAGUUGAAUCAACCACUGGGGUCGAUUUUGGCUGUUUUGGUUUUCCCAAUGUCAACGAUGAAUGUACCUUUUGGCUUAGUUCUAAGGGAGCAAAUACACCCUGCCACUAUGAUACAUACGGCAGUAAUGUAGUCGUUCAAAUAUUCGGAAGAAAGUCUUGGUUACUCUUCCCCCCUGGUACAUCAGGUUUAACAACCACUCGUAUUCCAUAUGAAGAAUCAAGUGUUUACUGCUUAGAAAACUUCUAUGCACCAACUGCAAUGGACGUGAUAAAACUGUCAAAGUUAAGCGGCCAAUGUUAUCACUAUGUACUUGAACCCAAUGAUGUAUUAAUAGUGCCAAGGCAUUGGUGGCACUUCGUUGAGGCCUUGGAGACAUCAUUAAGUGUUAAUGCAUGGAUACCAUUAAGCUGCGAUGUUGACAAUCAAAUUGAGGAAUGUAUUGUUAAGUAUUUUAUGGACAAAAUGAUCGCUAACAAAGACUCCACUACGAGACACUACCUAAUGAACCCCAAUCAGCUAAAUAGCAAUACAUCAGAUGACGAACUAUUUAAUAUCUUGGAAUACUUAUUAGAGCAAAAGAACAAUGUGUACGAACAUGCUGCUAAAAAAACAUCCUCCGUUCACCAAUAUCAUUAUAUAGAUGAAAAUAAUUUAAUUUCAUUAAUUAAGAGUUUUGGAAAUAUAUGCGAAGUAUCAUUGAUGGCAGAUGAUGAUUGGGAAAUGUAUCUGAAACGAAAUUGUACACGCUGCAAUUCUGAGAAAAUUAACGAAGGAGCUGUUGCUACGACCUUGAGGAAUAGCGAGGAUAUAUUAAUCAAUAGUAUAUGUAGUCCUUAUAUUGUACAAACGAUUAAAGAAGAAUUUUGCAGACGAUAUAUAAAAAAUAAAACCAAAGAAUGAGAACAAUUGCUCACCAUUAAGGAAAUGGGACAAAAUUCUCACAUACCAAUGAGA